GUAGUAACGCAGAUGUGGUUGGGCUGACGGACUCUAGCUUUGCCUUUGUUGGCUGUGUCUUGGUUCCCUGUGUCUGUCACUGUGCCUGAGACUGGGCUGUCUGUUCUGAUCUGGACACUUGAAACUGAUAUCGGAUAAUUAUCAAUGAAUGUGAAUGACGCACCUGUGCGUGGGUUUCCCUACAGCCAAUGGUUGGGCGCCAGUCCAGCUCUCCCUGUAUGAAAGGAGCCGGAAACUGGUUUGUGUUUGAAAUGAGCGGCCACCUGUUCGUACAAACACACACACAAACACAAAACUGUACUUUGUCUCUCUGCCUGCCCCGUGUUUGCUGUUGCUUCCAACUCGUGCUCCGCACUCAUGGAUUGCGGAAAGCCCUUAGUUAAAGGGGGCAAGGCCGAGGGGCUGAGUGGCGGCACGACUUCGGUCAAGAUGCCCAUGCCCGGUGCGGCUGUGGCCGGCGGUUGGGUGAAUGGGCACUCGGAGCGGCCGGAAUGGCAGCGGGGAGCGGCGGCUCAGUGGCAGGAGGAGCGGACCCGCAGCAUCGAAGACAACCAGCUGAGCCUGCCGAGUCUGGAAGCCGCCUACUCCUCGAUCCUGAAGGGACUUGGCGAGGACCCGGAGCGACAGGGUCUCCUGAAGACACCAUGGAGAGCUGCCACUGCCAUGCAGUUCUUUACUAAAGGUUACCAGGAAAAGAUUUCAGAUAUUUUAAAUGAUGCCAUUUUUGAUGAAGACCAUGAUGAGAUGGUGAUAGUUAAGGAUAUUGACAUGUUUUCCAUGUGUGAACACCACUUAGUUCCAUUUAUUGGAAAGGUACAUAUAGGUUAUCUACCUGAAAAACGACUCCUUGGUCUCAGCAAGCUAGCCAGAAUUGUUGAAAUUUACAGUAGGAGGCUUCAAGUACAAGAGCGUCUCACCAAACAAAUUGCUAAAGCAAUCACAGAAGCGUUACAACCUGCAGGCGUGGGAGUCGUGAUUGAAGCCACACACAUGUGCAUGGUGAUGAGGGGAGUGCAAAAGAUGAACAGUAAAACUGUAACCAGCACGAUGUUGGGUGUUUUCCGGGAAGACCCAAAGACCCGAGAGGAGUUUCUAACUCUGAUUAAGAACUGAAAAUUGAGCACUGGAUGGAACAGGCUGCUUUUAAACGUUCAAUAUGUGCUGCACUUGUUGUUCCUCGUUUGUAUUUGUUAAAUGUGUAGAUGUAGGAUUCGGACUGACACAAAUACGAACCUGUUAACAGUAAAGGUUAAUGUACCUUGGGUUAUGUCAACAUACUGUAACAAAGUCACAGCUCUUAGUGUUUAAUAUCUGAUUGUCAUAGAAUUCUCAGAUAAGAUGCAUGGUAGUUUCAUAGAUUUAAAUGUCUGGUGACCAAUGGCUUAGUAUGUAAUGCAACUUUGCAGAGUCUACUCAAAAUAUUUAUACAAACGUACAUGCUUUUUUUUUGCUUUUAGUUAAAAACUAAGAAAUAUCACAAAUAAUACUGAAAUGUUUUAUCCAUUCCACUUGUAGGUGCUCUCCUCGUUGCACAAUUAAAUAAUUUUAAGAUUUGUUUAUUUUUCUAACCAGCAUCAAACAGUUCUUCUGAAGACUUGGAGUAAAUGUCAUGGUGGUAGAAUUUAUAGUGGUGUCUAAAAAAGAUGGCAGAGUUCUUCCCUGCAUGACAGUUACAUGUAUAGAGCUUGUGAGUUUUUUUGUAUAGAAUUCUGACUUCAUUCCAUUGACAAAUUAGGUUCAACAGAAUGAGCUAAAUCUUUUCAAUAUUAUUGUUUGCUCCAGAGUUGAGAACUGUUGUGGUUGUGCAAACACUGUCUACAUAUGAGGCAAAAGGAAAAGGAAGGUCAGUUUGGCCACCAUACUUUAUAUAUCAGGAGUUAGGGUAGCUAAUGUGUUCUUAAUGUUUCUGUUUCUACUGUUUGAUCUAGAAGGUAAUUCCAUGCAUUGGUAACCAUGGCCCUUGUGUCUCCUUUAUGCCUUUGUGGCUGGAAUAGGAUAUUAGUGCUCAAGAUGUGGUCUGACUACGGGUUGAAUAUGCUUUCUCUAACUUUCAUAUUAUACUGUUUGAUGACAGUGUUAUAUUAACUUUGCCUAGGAAUUAACCUGGAAAAGGUUUAACCAAUUUGCAAUCAUUUGUACAAUCAACAGUUGUCAUAAUCCUGUGUCUGCCUCAUUCACACAUUUUUAAUUCAAUCUUUCAGAUAUGUUACGGUUGGACUUUAUCUCUGGUUCAGAAAGCCUGAGUUCAUGACACUAUCAUUGCAUGCAAGAGUGCCCCACAGCCCAUUCACACACCCACUAAUUACCUAACUCAUUGUUAAAUAGGAACAUGAUCCCUAAUUAAUUUCAUAGGCUCCCAAUCUUGUUAAAAGCAGGCAAUUAUUUUCCUACACUUAGACAAGAUUAUAUUAGAUCUCUCAACCACUGGCAGCAGUCUACCCUGUCCAUUCGUUAUUAUAGAUACCACUAUCAAUUCACCUCAUUUUGGUGUAAUGAACAGGCAUCAAAGUUUUCAGGUUUUCCUGGAUCGUUUUUUUAGUUCCUCAUUCUAGGUUGCAUUUUCUAAAGAGCAUCACUCUUCCUGGAGUAUGAAGUUCUAAAUUGUAUACAGGAUUGAAGCUGUGGUUUUACUAAGCGCUUAUCUAGACACUGCAUCUUAAUUUUUAUAUUUACAUUUUACUCUAAAACCUCAAAAUCUACAUACUUGUCCUUCAUGUUGAAAUUAUCCACGUGAAGUCGUUCUUUUAAUAUGAACAAAAUACCUUCUGCUCUUGCACAUCUAACCUUUUUGCUGCUCAAAUUAGAAUGGUUACUUUUAUUUAACCAAGGGUGCCACUUCAUUUGCAGACAUUAAAUUUGCCAUGUCUUACACAUCCUAUCUCAUCAAUAUUGCCUUUCAACUUUCUUUCAUUAUCAUUAUUUACUCAGUCUAUUUUAGUACUAUCUAUAAAUUUCUCCCAACAUUUUUAUUCAAGCCUUAUAUUGUAAUCAUUGAUUGCCUCUCUGUAGUGCAUGGACCACUUAGAUAGCAGGAUUACUAAAACUAUCAGUCUUCCAUUUUCACCUUCUAAUUUGUCUAUAUGAUUCACAGAUGAUUCAGCAUUAGUCCAAUUAGUCUACCACUGUCCUAUCCUCUCAAGCUACAGAAGAAGUUGGGCUCCUUCAAUUCCACUGCCCUAAUUUCAUCAUGUUCGCAAAUUUAAUGAAUUUGAAUUGAACAUCUCUUUCAAUCUUAUGGAGGACAAAUACUUCUUAAGCUGGUAAAGUAGAAAUGUGCAUUUUCACCAUUAGUCAGAUUUGUAAUGAAUCAUAGAAUCACAUUCCCAGUUAGAAAAAGACAAAAGGUUUGGAGAAAGCGCACAGAAAUAAGACUAAAAAAGUUACUGUGGGUUGGCACAGAUAUGGGCUGAACAGCCUCUUCUACGCUGUAAAAAUUCCACUUCUAGUUUUAGCAUUUGUAAUGAGUGUUUUUGUUUUUGUUUUGCUGUGGAUUUGUUCUUAUUUAAAUAAAUUUAGACUAAGGACAGGCCUAAAUGCCUUUCGAUACUAUUCGAAAUAAAAGGCACAGGAAUUGAUACUUUUACAAACCGCUUCACUUUUAGUUGUUUACUAUACAGCUUUACCAUUGAUGAAAAACGACACUUUGUUGAAGCUUUUCAUUGUGCACUCAGAAGAACCAUUUGCAAAACAUACCAGAGUGAAAGGGACAUUUAUAUUGUAUGGGAGAGUACUAUCAGGCUUGCAGUGUGGCACAUUUGCAUGUACUGAAGCUACAUGCAUUAACAGACAGGGUUUUAUUCUACGCAGACAGAAAGAAUGUGUACGCGCUCUGCUCCAGUCCCAAUUCAGGAAAAUAGGUGACAGCCCAAUGCAUGUUUUCUUAAAAGUAUACUAAGUGAUGAUAAUUCUUUAUUUAAAACUUAAUGAUGUUUUCAUAUUGCAAUUGACAUACAUUCAAGAAAUCCGCAAUACUUGUGAAUACUAUUGCUUUGCUCAGAAUGCUAAUGUGCAACUUUUAGUAAGGAAUACCCAAUGUUACUAAUUGAUCAAUAUAGCUAAAUCAGUAGUUUACUUCUCAGGGCAAUGCCACUACCAAUCAGUGUCCAACAUUAAAAUUUAAACAUGCUUGGUAGUUAAUUAUUAUUGUUAACUGGUGUAUUCUCCAUUGCAAUGCCACUAACUGAGUUCACUUGCCAACUAAUCGCUAUUUUCUUCUCCUACAGUAUACUUUUUGUUUCCUUCAACAUUUCUUUUGAAAUGUCCUGAUGACUGCAAGAUGAAAAGCUAUGACAAAUGUGUCUUUUUAGUAGGACCUAAAGUGCCACUUUGUAACCAACACAAGAUACUUGCUGUCACCUUUGGGUAGAAUUAGAUGGUUUAAGUAGAUCUCAUCAUUGAUUUAUAACUAUAUUGCAAAUAUUUGAAAUGUCUGUAUACUCAUGAGAAGAGCAAAAGAAGAACUGGAAGAAACAGUAUGAAGCUUUCUCUACAAUGUUAGCUAAUUAUAAAUCUAAGACAUAAUUCGUUAUCAGGAUCUUUCAUGCCUCAAGUGCCAGCCCAGAGUGGAAGCACGAGUUCUCUCCCAUAAAUCCAUCCAGAUGGUUCUUAGAUGAGUAUGAAGAAAAUAAUUAAACCAUAGGUUGAAAGGUUAGAGUUUAUUUACAUAAGUCAGGAAAUGCUGAGAAGAGCCUGGAAACAAAUACACCGAGGAUUUUCCCCUUUUUUUAAUUUAUGGCAAAUCUUGACCAUCUUGAUGCUAAGAGGGGAUUUAAUAGACACAUACAAGAUGAUCAGAGGAUUAGAUAGGGUGGACAGUGAGAGUCUUUUUCUGAGGAUGAUGACUUCAGCUUGUACAAGGCAUCAUAGCUACAGAUCGAGGGGUGAUAGAUUUAAGACAGAUGUCAGAGGCAGGUUCUUUACUCGGAGAGUGGUAAGGGCGUGGAACGCCCUGCCUGCCAAUGUAGUUAACUCAGCCACAUUAGGGGCAUUUAAACAGUCCUUGGAUAAGCAUAUGGAUGAUGAUGGGAUAGUGUAGGGGGAGGGGCUUAGAUUAGUUCACAGGUUGUUCUGCGCUGUAUUGUUCAUGUAACAGCUGAAAUUGUCAAACCUUGUGCAGAUACUAGUUCACCUUGUAGCAGGGUAAUCAAGUGAAAUAUGUUAUUAUCAGUGUUUUAAUGUGUAAUAUUUGCUGCUGCUGCAACCACAAGUACUACACACACUGCACCUGCAGUGGCAGCACCUGUCAUGUUGUCAGUAGCUGCCUACAACAAACAAUAUUGUUUUGCAUGACCAUUGAUGCCACAUUGCCAAGCCCUCACUGCUUUGCUCACUUCCCUGCUCAUCUCCAACUUACUGCACCCUCUUCCUCAGCCACCACUUUGCACACGAAACAGAAAGUGAGGUGGCGAGCUGGUCAGUGAGCAGGGUGAUGUAUAAAUCGGUGAAAAAUGCAGUGAGCUGGCAAAUGUACAGAGUAGCAUGUGAGAGGCAACAACAACAGGCGCACAAUGAUUUUACUGGCACAAAAUUACGUCUCUACCAUUUAUAGAAAUCCAUGUUAUAUAUUAACAUUCGGACAAAAGGAUUUCCUGGUCUGAUGAAUCAGAAUACAUAUUAAAGAUUUAAUCAUUCUUUAGAAAUAAUUUUCCUACAAUAUUUCUUAAUUCCAUUAUUUUCCUCAUUUUGUUAUUUUCAAAAUAUUCUGGGAGUGCAAUACAAUGUUUAUUAGAUGAAGUUUGUUUUUUUUAUAAAGAAAGUACUAACGUUGCUUUUUUUGUUUACUUCUGAUUAAUUGCUCUGGUUUGUUCAAUUUAAAGAUGAAAAUGUCAAUUGAAGAUGAAAUAAUUUUUGGUAACCCAUUGCAAUCAAGAAAAACUAAAGUGGUUUAAUAGGUAUCUGCUAUUGCAUUGUUCACCAAGCUACUGAUUCCUCAUCUGUCUUAGAAAGUGUACAAUUUAUUGGAAAAAAUUGAUUUGUUAUUUUUUAAUGGUAAUUAAAUGUAGGAUUUAGUCUAAUCGAAGGGUUAAUCAGACAUUCUACUUUAACAAACUUUGUUUCGGUUUUUUUUGUUGAUUUAACUUUGCGUACAGGCAUCAACCACUGGAGCAGUCCAAAUUCUUGGCAAGUGAUAAGGUUCAGAGUGACAGGUUAAGCACUACACAGAUAUUGUAAGAUUAGUUCUUGAUAAACCCCACCUGAAUGCCACAAAAACUUGUGACAGUGUGCCAUUUUCCAUGUAAUAUUUAAAUAUCUAUUCAUUAAUGCAUGUUUUCUUAAACGUGUACUGUAUUUUAAUAAUUUUUUCAUUUAAAACUUAAUGAUGUUUUCACAUUACAAUUAACGCAUUCUAGAAAUCUGCAGUACUCGUGAAUACUAUUGCUUUGCUCAGAAUGCUAAUGUGCAACCUUUCAUAAGGAAAACCUGAUGUUACUAAUUGACCAAUAUAGCUAAAAAGAGUGGACACAAAUUGUACACCAAUUUGCUAUAGGCACAUUCCUGACAUGGCGCAUAAUGUAUCCCUCAGAUAUGUGGAAAUCCAUAUUCAGUGUAUGUUGUUCUGAGUAACUUGCGUAGUGCAUUAACCUGCGGUCUGUUGCCACUGAAAUAUGGCCUUGGACUUCGUUGUAUCCCGAGAGGCAAAUAGAAUUGUUUGUUUCAAAUCUCUCAUUUUGUAAUUGUUCUGUCACUCUUGAAAUGUAUUUAAUUUUAGUGCACUUAAGGGACUGUAUUGAAUAUGUCAGAAAGAUUGUAAUAUAUGUCCAGUUGUUUAUACAAUAAAUAUUAUUAUAUUAACAGUUUAACCACAUUAAAUUAUACUUUA
Molecule: messenger RNA, 6820 nt
Organism: Stegostoma tigrinum
Lineage: Eukaryota; Metazoa; Chordata; Chondrichthyes; Orectolobiformes; Stegostomatidae
Product: GTP cyclohydrolase 1
Exons: 6
Coding region: 358-1113 (251 amino acids)
Biological process (GO): tetrahydrofolate biosynthetic process; tetrahydrobiopterin biosynthetic process
Cellular component (GO): cytoplasm
Molecular function (GO): zinc ion binding; GTP binding; GTP cyclohydrolase I activity
Source: RefSeq, a predicted model, not a curated record